Messenger RNA from Anarrhichthys ocellatus (wolf-eel), 4960 nucleotides. RefSeq names its product long-chain-fatty-acid--CoA ligase 1-like. The coding region runs from base 1831 to 3927 and encodes 698 amino acids. The record is from RefSeq and is a predicted model, not a curated record. Lineage: Eukaryota; Metazoa; Chordata; Actinopteri; Perciformes; Anarhichadidae. Gene Ontology annotation, molecular function: long-chain fatty acid-CoA ligase activity. Gene Ontology annotation, cellular component: membrane; endoplasmic reticulum. Gene Ontology annotation, biological process: long-chain fatty acid metabolic process. The transcript has 21 exons.
UUCAUUCAGAUCUAGGAUGUGUUGCUUAAGUGUUCCCUUUAUUUUUUUGAGCAGUGUAUAUAGAAGCAUGAAACGGAACUACUCUCAUCAAAGCCCUUGAGUAAAUGUGUAUUUAGUUACUUCCCACCAUUAUUUAGUUCUUCAUUGGCACACCCAUAUUGAUACACAGUGAUGCCAAAGCACUGAACAAAUAUUAACAUAUGCUUAAAAUGUAUGCAGAACAUUUUUUCAAACAAUACAUACAAAUGUGUAAUUAUUCGACAAUCAAGAAGCAAAGGUAAAAAGUAAAGUCAUUAAUGUAAGAUAACACAACCAUGAGUCCCAGAAACCAACCAGUAUUUCCAAUUCCUACCCUGCCUAAGGUGUGCUGUAUUUCAAUACAUUUAUGAUAAUAUUAUUAUAGAAAACAAUGUAUAUCAGUCUCAGUCAGCUGAUCCAGUGAAGGUACGCUAUCACCGACUGAUUGAGCUGAAGAAUGUAUGUGAUACCACAGUCUGAAACGAAAGUACAUUUCUGUGAUGGUGUUUAGGUUCUCAAAGGGACAGACAUUUCUGAGGGAAGUGAAGCUCGGAUUCAAUAUCAAAUUUGUCCUUUUUUAAAAAUCAACCGAUUUAAAACUUUACAAAAGCAAUACUGAUUGUUGUUUGAAACCCAUUUGUGUAUAAACUGCCGUCCCAGAUGAGUUCUAGCUGAAACGCGUUUGUUUUUGCCCACAAUGAAAAAGAAGAUGUUGGUGCUUUGUUCCUUUUGGUUUUAAAGUAUUCCCAUUUAACUGAACUGUAACCAUGCACAGCAUUGGAUUUGUUGUUUUUUAGCUGAAUAUUGUCAGUGUAGGGCUGUUUGUCAGACAAAACCAGCAAUUUAAGGACUUAAGAAAUUGUAAAUCUAACCUUUCAGUAUUUCGGGACAUUAAUUAGCCUCAUGGACUCUAAGCACAGACCCGAUGUGAAAGCAACAACAGUAUACGCCACAACGCGCUGAGUCGACAGGACAGCUUCCUCUCUGCAGUUUUUCCUUUGAUCAGCUUUUAUCUCACUCUCGCCUAAUCAUCUCAGCAGCCCACACCUGGGUCGCAGGUCACUGGGGGAAAGGUGAGGCGACCAGGCCGCUGCUUUGACCUGGUGGCUUUUACAAAGCACUCAGUUAGGAAGUCCCAUUUCUAUUCAUGUCCCAUGGAAGCUACAGAUGAACGGGGCUGUGUUCAUGUACAAUACACUAUUGUGGUAUAAGAUAUGCUAUAUAUUUUACUGUGUUGGUAACAGCAAUUACAAAGAUCCCAAACUCAGAGUGAUUGAUCUUCCAGCUUUUACUAUCUCAUUGAUCUUCUCUGUGGAUUAGUACGUUUAUUGAUUGUUUACACCGAGUCAAUCAGGCCGAACAUCUUGCCGUGAGCAGCCAAUCAGAGCCCUCUAUGGAGCAAGUGUGACCUUUGAUUGGAAGAUUAGCUGAGUUGUACCUUGUAACAGAAUCUUUGCUGGGUGUUUUGUCCCAAUGGUUUAUAUAUAUAUAUGUAUAUAUAUAAUAUCUGUGUGUCCACCGUGGAGAGCAGAGCGAGUGGGCCAGUUGCUGUAGCAGCAGCAGUAACAACAGCAUUCCCGCGGUCGCUGUCGGUGGACGUUCAGCUAAAGGAAAGCCACUGUCUCACUAUUACAGGUCCCCUCCUGGCCAGCCUCCCGCCUCACAUACUCCGUCCUACAACACACACUCCUCACCUCACCUCAGGGCCAUCAAACAUACCCAACACACCCACAAUCCUCCACUCCACCCACGUUCACAAACGGGUACACUCUCCACAAACAUACACUCCCCUUGUAUCUCAUCAGCAGCAUCAUGCUGAGCCAGGGCUUCCUGCAGAAGCUCAAGUUGCCAGAUCUGGACGAUGUCAGCGAAUACAUCAGGAAUGUCUCCACCCCGAUGUUGGUCAGCGUGGGGGCCGUGGCUGCUGCGACAACCUACUACCUGGCAACACGGCCCAAGGCCCUCCCACCGGUUUGUGACCUCUGUAUGCAGUCCGUUGAGGUUCCGGGUGGAGAGCUGGCACGCCGAUCAGUUCUGUUGAACGGAGACGCUAACAUGUCACACUUUUACAACGAUGCCAGGACAAUGUAUGAGUUCUUCCUCAGAGGAGUCCGAGUCUCCAAUAACGGUCCCUGUCUGGGCUCCAGGAAACCAAAACAGCCGUACGAUUGGAUGUCCUACAGAGAGGUAAUGGAGCGAACAGAGAAUCUGGGUUCAGCAUUUCUUCACAAAGGACACUCCAAGAACACAGACCCCCACGUUGGCAUCUUCUCUCAGAACAGACCUGAGUGGACAAUCAGUGAGCUGGCAUGUUACACCUAUUCUCUGGUGGCAGUCCCUCUGUACGACACACUGGGAACAGAAGCCAUCGGCUACAUUAUAGACAAAGCCUCCAUCUCGACCAUCGUGUGCGACGUGGUAGAUAAAGCCAACCUGGUGCUGGACUGUGUCCGGGACAGGAAGCACUCUGUGAAAAACAUCGUUCUGAUGGAGACCCCCAGUGUGGACCUGGUCCACAGGGGGCAGCAGGCUGGAAUCCACAUCCUCAGCCUGCAGGAGAUGGAGGCCAUUGGGAAGGCCAACCAUCACCAACCAGUGCCUCCACGACCUGAGGACAUGGCUCUCAUCUGCUUCACCAGUGGAACAACAGGAAACCCAAAGGGAGCUAUGUUGACACAUAGAAAUGUUGUGUCUAACUGCUCAGCCUUCAUCAAAAUAACGGAGGUUUCCUGUCCAUUGUCUCACAGUGACGUCCAUAUUUCCUUCCUGCCCUUGGCUCAUAUGUUUGAGAGAGUAGUCCAGGGAGUGAUGAUAGUGCACGGAGCCAGUAUUGGCUUUUUCCAGGGAGACAUUCGCCUGCUGGCGGAUGACCUGAACACACUGAAACCCACUGUGUUUCCUGUGGUUCCCCGACUGCUCAACAGAAUGUAUGAUAAGAUCUUUGGGCAGGCCAACAGCUCCCUGAAGCACUGGCUGCUGGGAUUCGCCUCCAGGAGGAAGGAGGCAGAGAUGAGGAGAGGCAUCGUGAGGAGAGACAGUAUCUGGGAUCGACUCAUCUUCUGGAAGGUUCAGGCCAGCCUCGGAGGUCGCGUGCGUCUCAUGCUGACGGGAGCUGCUCCCAUCUCCCCUACUGUGCUCACCUUCCUCAGAGCUGCAGUAGGCUGCCAGUUCUAUGAAGGUUAUGGACAAACAGAGUGCACUGCUGGAUGCACCAUGACCAUGCCCGGAGAAUGGAAAGCAGGUCACGUUGGAGCUCCUCUGCCCUGUAACUCACUGAAACUGGUGGACGUGUCCGAGAUGAACUACCUGGCUGUGAACGGGGAGGGAGAGGUGUGUGUGAAGGGCCCUAACGUGUUCCAGGGCUACCUGAAGGACCCCGAGAAGACUGCGGAGGCCAUCGAUGCAGACGGAUGGCUUCACACGGGGGACAUUGGAAAAUGGCUUCCUAACGGCACGCUGCGGAUCGUGGACAGGAAGAAGCACAUCUUCAAGCUGGCACAGGGGGAGUACAUCGCCCCUGAAAAGAUAGAGAACGUGUACAUCAGGUGCGAUGCAGUGGCGCAGGUCUUUGUGCAUGGAGACAGUCUGCAGGCGUGUCUGGUAGCAGUGGUGGUACCUGACCCCAACUUCCUGUCUAGCUGGACCAAGAGGACUCUGGCACUGGACGGCAGCUACCAGGAUCUAUGUGACAGAGCGGAAGUCAAGGCGGCCAUCUUUGAGGACAUGGUGCGAUUGGGCAAGGAAGGAGGCCUCAAGUCCUUUGAGCAGGUGAGGUCCAUCUACAUCCACACCGAGCUGUUCUCAAUCGAGAACGGCCUGCUCACUCCCACGCUAAAGGCCAAGAGGAACGAAAUGCGACAGUACUUCAGAGCCCAGAUGGACGAGCUGUACGCUGGGAUCAAAAUGUAGGAGGAGGCCAUGAAGGAGGAACAGAGACACACGGGCUACCAAAAGUGUUUGUAGGGGAGAGGAAGACGGGAGCACAAGCUGAAGCUCACAGAGGGGACCAAAGGGACCACGUUGAGUCCUCGCGGCCAGUAACACUAGAAACAACAGCAACAGGAGGCGCUGUAGCUUUUAGUGGAACUUGAUUCAGAACACGUAGUACAAAACCAGUGUCCUUUAGGAUCUGUGGCACAGAAUACAAGACCUCUGAAGGUCCAGAGUAGCUUAAAAUACACGUGUCUAUUGAUGAAAUAGUUCUGCCUUUGCUAUGUACAGAACAAAAUUCUGUGAUAACGUGUUGAUUCUAAUCAGCUAUUUUGAGAUAUUUUCAUUCAGGAUGUUUUUAAAAGGGAAAUAUCAAAGUGCAGCUCUGUAGCAUCUCAGGACUUUACUGGUAGGAACCACACACAGUACCUCCUACACGCACACACACACACACACACGCCUUUUCAUUUCAAGCAUAGCAGAUGACUGACCACUGAAACGGGUUCCCAAACAGCUCCACACACUGCAACCUCAACAUGUCAGUGUCUUUCUCAGAUGUCAUGGUUUUUUAUCUUGUUGUGUUUCUGGAGUUUGUUCGGUAGAAAGUUUAAAUCCACAAUGGAUAACGGGACUGUUUCUGGGUCCAAUUAGCACACUGUUAACCAGCAGAGUGAGCCAUAUUAAAGAUAAUCUGAACAAGGCCAGGUGGAAACAGAGAAUUCAGGUACUAAAGAACAUUCAGGACAAAGGGAAACUGUGUGUUUUUAAUUUAUUUAUGGUAACAUGAAGGGAAGAGAUUUGCUAAAGGGAUCAGUUUUCUUAAAUUAUUAUUAUUUGCUGAAGAAGGGUGAAACUAUACAUUUCAAAAUGACACUGUUCACAAUCUAAAUGAAAUCCUUUUGAAUGUUUCAAGUUUUAAUUUGUUGGAAGUACUUUUGAUCUUACUAUAACUGUUUGUUCUGUCAUGUCAGAUUUGUUUUGUAAAGAUUUGAAUUAAAAAAUCUUCAAGAGA